Chlamydomonas reinhardtii is the source of this 1942-nucleotide messenger RNA. RefSeq lists its product as uncharacterized. Gene Ontology annotation, molecular function: isocitrate lyase activity. Lineage: Eukaryota; Viridiplantae; Chlorophyta; Chlorophyceae; Chlamydomonadales; Chlamydomonadaceae. The coding region runs from base 86 to 1339 and encodes 417 amino acids. Gene Ontology annotation, cellular component: glyoxysome. The transcript has 9 exons. The record is from RefSeq and is a predicted model, not a curated record. Gene Ontology annotation, biological process: carboxylic acid metabolic process.
GCGCUCCGAACCCGGCACUCGCUCGUGUGCCUACUCGUUCUUGUAAGCCCUCGCUUCGCUCCUCGUCUCGCUCGUCGUCGUCGACAUGGCCUCCAACGGCGCUGCCCCGGACCGCUGGUCGAACGUGAAGCGUGUGUACACACGCCAGGAUGUGGAGAAGCUGCGUGGCUCCAUCAAGAUCGAGUAUACCCUCGCGCGACUGGGCGCCGAGAGGUUUUGGAAUCUGCUGCACACGGAGGACUACGUCCCCGCCCUUGGCGCCAUGACCGGCGGCCAGGCUGUGGAGAUGGUCGCCGCCGGCCUCAAGGCCAUCUACCUAUCGGGCUGGCAGGUCGCCGCCGACGCCAACUCGGCUUCGCAGACCUACCCCGACCAGUCCCUGUACCCAGUGGACUCCGUGCCCCGGGUGGUUUCCCGCAUCAACAACGCCUUCCAGCGCAUGGACCAGAUGCAGCACUCUGAGGGCCGCGGCGACACGUACUGGUUUGCGCCCAUUGUGGCGGACGCCGAGGCCGGCUUCGGCGGCAACCUGAACGCAUACGAGCUGAUGAAGGCGCUGAUCGAGGCCGGCGCCUCCUGCGUGCACUUCGAGGACCAGCUGGCCAGCGCCAAGAAGUGCGGCCACCUGGGCGGCAAGGUGCUGGUGCCCACCAAGGAGUUCGUGCAGAAGCUGACGGCGGCGCGGCUGGCGGCGGACGUGAUGGACGUGCCCACCCUCAUCAUUGCGCGCACGGACGCGCUGGGCGCCUACCUGCUCACCAGCGACGCCGACGAGUACGACAAGCCCUUCAUGACCGGCGAGCGCACUGCCGAGGGCUUUUACUGCGUGCGCGGCGGCAUUGACGCCGCCAUUGCCCGCGGCCUGGCCUAUGCGCCCUACGCCGAUCUGGUGUGGUUUGAGACCAGCGAGCCGUCCAUGGAGGAGGCCAAGAAGUUCGCCGCCGCCAUCCACGCGCAGUACCCCGGCAAGCUGCUUGCCUACAACUGCUCGCCCUCUUUCAACUGGAAGAAGAAGCUGAGCGACGACGAGAUUGCCAAGUUCCAGAAGACGCUGGGCUCGCUGGGCUACAAGUUCCAAUUCAUCACGCUGGCCGGCUUCCACUCGCUCAACUACGGCAUGUUCAGCCUGGCCCGCGACUACGCCUCGCGCGGCAUGAGCGCGUAUGCGCAGCUGCAGGAGGCGGAGUUUGCCAGCGAGAAGCAGGGCUACCGCGCCACCACACACCAGAAGUUUGUGGGCACGGGCUACUUCGACCUGGUCAGCACCGUCAUCACCCAGGGCACCUCGUCCACCAACGCGCUCAAGGGCAGCACGGAGGAGGAGCAGUUCCACCACUGAGCGAGCGGCGGCGGCGCGGGCCGGGCGCUCCGGUAGCUGAGGCUGGUGAUGUGGGAUGUUUUGUGUAGUGGCGAGGCCGCGGCAGUGGCAGUAAUGAGGCGGUAGGGGUUUGUGUUACGGGUAGCUAGGGGUAGCUCUGUUGCAGGCAGAGGUGAUAGUAGGACAGCAGGUCAGGGGCAGAGGCCGGAGGGGCCGAGUUUGGAGGGCCGCAUGUCGCGUGUUGUCGUCGUGUGUUGUUGUAGCGGUGCAGUUGUGUGCAGAACUCAUGCGGCGGCAGGCCUGGCCGCACCCGGAAUAAGUGUAGGCGAGGUUGCGCAUUAUUGUCUUGUGCUUCUGCUUCUGGGCUGAACAGGACCGUGUUUUGUUACGACUAACGAUUGUUUUGGGAGGACUGUUGCCGGCAGUUGUUUGCCAUUCCAGAUAUGAUGGCAACGACACGCAUAUGUCUGGCGGCGUUCUCCCGUGUGUGCUGGCGCAAUUGCGCUUUGCAAGGCACGCAAUAUCAUUUGGUGAUGCAGCAGGAUGGGUGCGCGUUGUCGUUACAAAGGUGUAUGGAUGGGCAAUACACAGCCCUGGCCACGAUUGUAACCGCAACGUAACGAC